CUAGGAGCGAAACGACAUUCUAACGAGCAACGUACGAACGACGACGAUGCGAAUUUGCGGACCACCGUACGUAAUUACGGAGGGCCCUAUGGGAUGCCUGAAACUGCCUUAUCGACGGAGCAGCCCGCGGGCGAAAUCCAGCACGUGGGGACCCCUCUCGGUCCCCCGAAGCGAAGCGUGGCCCGAGGCCUCUUAUGAUUCGCGCAAAGCACGGAAAGCAAAGCGACCAUUUCGAUUCAGGAUGGGACUCCGGUACCGGGGCCCACUCUGGGCCCUGGUAGGCAGGCGAGUCGGCACGGAUGGCUGGCUGGCUUGCUCGGAGGAGUUGCAGGAGAGUGCCAUGGUAGAGGGGCUUCCAUGGCUGCUGCCGCUCGCGGGCACGAACCGCGCUACCGCCGUCAGCAGCCAGUCUUAUUACGCCCGCACUCAACUACGCGAACUAAGUACUCUUCUUAGGCCGGGCAAACGUCGCGCGAGAGCAACAAUCGCGGGCUAACCCACGCGAAUCGGACGCGCCUCGGAAAACCGGUGCCUGGUUCGUGCGCAGACAGUCUCGCACGCCUUCAGGGGGUUACCAGUCUCUUUUCGCAUUGGACACACACACGGUUGGCUCCCCCCGUCGGGCUCUCGAACUUUUCGUAAACGAAUCUCUGGAAUAAAGUUAGCGAGAGGGAGAGAGAGAGAGAGAGAGAGAGAGAGAGAGAGAGAGAGAGCUCCGGACGAGGAUCUCCGCCCGGUUCGAUCGGCGGCCGAGGACCUGCUGCCCGGCCAGAAGAUCGCCGCCGCGUACUGUUCGGUCCCGGUGCAUCCACUAUCUCUGCGGUGAACGCGGUCAGCGUGAAGACUGCUUAAUAGCGAGGAACAUGUGCAACCAGGGAAUAGUAGCGAAGCCGAUGUUGCCGGGGCACGAGCUACACUGUGACCACUCUGUUCGCGACGAACCCUGACCGAUUCCACGCUCGUCUCUCCAGCUGACCGGGUACACCACGCCGGGCGAAGGAGGUGCGGAACGCGGCAACGGUGAAUCCUCCGAAAAUCGUGCACGUUCGCGGCGCGCGCGCGCGCGGCGGUAAAAGUGUCGUUUCGAGUUUACAAGCACGGUGUAGAGAACGAGAGAGUGCCCGGGGAGCGGUGUGUUCGCGAGAUUACACGUUUCCUCGAACAUUCGGUACGCUAUGAACAUCGACGUCCUGGGAUCCAACGGGUGGUUCGCAAGCAGACGGUCGUCGAUGAACUAGAGGAUAUGUUCGCCAGGUUCUGCAGACAGGCUCCGAACGGGGACCUGAAGAGGCGACACUCCUGGAGCAGCGAGGUCGAGCCUCAUCCGGCGGAAACGGAAACGGAAGCGGAAACGGAAGCUGUAGCGACACCGGGCGUCGAUCCCGCCGAGUCCUCCUCCUCGGACGAAGAGGACAGAGUCUCGUACAAGGAACAUGGCUGUUCGAUGCAGACGGUGGACCUGGUGGCGGAUUGUCCGCUGCAGGUAGUGGCCGCAUCCUCGAGGUCGCCGUCACCCGAGAGAUCGCCGACGCCCCUCGCGCUGCCGAGGAGCAUGGGGCAACGUCCAAGCAACCUCUUGCGCCCCAAGAUCUCUUUGACCUGGGUCCUACGCGGGCAACAGCAGCCCGCCUCCAACAACAACCAUACGACCGGCAACGAGAGCGCAGGUGCGAACGGCGAUCGGGAGAGUCUAUCGCGGGACACCAAGGAGAGAUCGUCGAAGAGGAGCGUGAAAAGCGAGAAGGAGAAGAUCUCUGGCAAAGAGAACCUCGACGUAGAGAAGCGGGAGAAGAAGAUCCUGCAUAGGAUAGAGAAGAUCGAGAGGACGGAGAAGGUGGUCCAGGAGGUUCAGGAGAAGGCCGUCGGCAAAGAAGCCCCGGUUAAUGAGAGUUCCCUGGACUGUCCUCUAGAGAAGCAGUCCGAGAAGGACUUCCCGGGGCUGAAGGAGGCCAAGGAGAAAGAGAAGGUGAAGAGAGCGGUGUCCGAACCUUCCCUCGUGUCCCGGGAGUCGACGUCCACGCCGAGUGGUCGGGAGAAGCACAGGCACAGAAGAACGAAACGGUCUCACAAACCCAGACCUCCUAGCAGGUUCGGAUACGAGAUCGCCGAUCUGGACGCGUUCCUUACAAAGGCCUCCAUAGAGAAACCGGCGAACAUUCCGGUGGUUCUAUCCUUUCCCUCGGUGUUGUAUCAAACCCAAGGUGGAACUCAGGACGAGAUGGCUCUUCCUCUUGGCACGGUGGUGAACGCGGUGUUUAAAAAUCAGACCUGGUUGUACGUGCAGACCCCGCAUGGUCAGGAAGGCUACGUCGGCUACGCCGCUUGUCUUCCGCUGGGGAUACUGCCUCAACCGACGAGGGGACCCUGCUGGGAGGACUCCACGGAUGUAUUUCCACGUCCCUUAGGUAACAUGACUGAUACAGAGAAACUGAGGGACACCAGAUCCGAGUGCGGCGGCCGUGGCAGAAGCUCGAGGGUAAGACGAGGCUCCAGGGACGCCGUGUCAGCCUGCGGGGAACGCAGCGUGGACAGAUUGUACCUUAGGGCAGCGGCGAACGCUAGAACCAAAGGAUCCCGUCACACUUUGCUGGUGAUACGCAGCGAUUACGAAGCUCGCGGUGGAAACGCCUUGAGCGUCUCGAAAGGGGACGUGGUCGCCCUCCUCAGCGACCAUGUGAACGAUUGGUUCUGGGUCCGGUCGCGAGACGGCAGAGAAGGCUUCAUACCUGCAGUGAUCGCUGGCCACGGUUUUCUGUGAUCGUUCCAUGUAUCAGCGUAUAUUCCAGCGAUAUACUGUUAACAACCCCUGUUGUUGGUCCUAACAUUGUAAACGGUCGGCAGAGCCUCUAUAGUCAUGUUUGUUUGUACAUGUUCAUUCGACGCCAAGAGAUGUUUCAUGGGAGCGUAUCCUCGCGUGAUAACUACGAAUCACCACAUUGUGUAUAUAUUUGUACAAAAAGUUUUUAUAUUAUGUUUUAUAAAAUGCACAUUGUAUUAAUAUAUUUAUUAAAUAAUA
Megalopta genalis is the source of this 3016-nucleotide messenger RNA. RefSeq lists its product as uncharacterized. Gene Ontology annotation, molecular function: protein binding. The record is from RefSeq and is a predicted model, not a curated record. Lineage: Eukaryota; Metazoa; Arthropoda; Insecta; Hymenoptera; Halictidae.